Molecule: messenger RNA, 1476 nt
Organism: Procambarus clarkii (red swamp crayfish)
Lineage: Eukaryota; Metazoa; Arthropoda; Malacostraca; Decapoda; Cambaridae
Source: RefSeq, a predicted model, not a curated record
AUGUGCUCCCUCGACUACCACUUUCAUGACUGCCUGGCCCCAGAAGCGAGGAGGCCCGACCCAGCCUCCGACCCAGCCACCGACCCAGCCACCGACCCAGCCACCGACCCAGCCACUGACCCAGCCUCCGACCCAGCCACCGACCCAGCCACCGACCCAGCCACCGACCCAGCCACCGACCCAGCCACUGACCCAGCCUCCGACCCAGCCACCGACCCAGUCACCGACCCAGCCACCGACCCAGCCACCGACCCAGCCACUGACCCAGCCUCCGACCCAGCCACUGACCCAGCCUCCGACCCAGCCACCGACCCAGCCACUGACCCAGCCACCGACCCAGCCACCGACCCAGCCACCGACCCAGCCACCGACCCAGCCACCGACCCAGCCACCGACCCAGCCACCGACCCAGCCACUGACCCAGCCUCCGACCCAGCCACCGACCCAGCCACCGACCCAGCCACUGACCCAGCCACCGACCCAGCCACCGACCCAGCCACCGACCCCACCACCGACCCAGCCACCGACCCCACCACCGACCCAGCCACAGACCGAGCCACCGACCCAGCCACCGACCCAGCCACCGACCCAGCCACCGACCCAGCCACCGACCCAGCCACCGACCCAGCCACUGACCCAGCCUCCGACCCAGCCACCGACCCAGCCACCGACCCAGCCACUGACCCAGCCACCGACCCCACCACCGACCCAGCCACCGACCCAGCCACCGACCCCACCACCGACCCAGCCACCGACCCCACCACCGACCCAGCCACAGACCGAGCCACCGACCCAGCCACCGACCCAGCCUCCGACCACACCACCGACCCAGCCACCGACCCAGCCACCGACCCAGCCACAGACCGAGCCACCGACCCAGCCACAGACCGAGCCACCGACCCUGCCACUGACCCAGCCACCGACCCAGCCACCGACCCAGCCACCGACCCCACCACCGACCCAGCCACAGACCGAGCCACCGACCCAGCCACAGACCGAGCCACCGACCCAGCCACCGACCCAGCCACCGACCCAGCCUCCGACCACACCACCGACCCAGCCACCGACCCAGCCACAGACCGAGCCACCGACCCAGCCACAGACCGAGCCACCGACCCUGCCACAGACCCAGCCACUGACCCAGCCACCGACCCAGCCACCGACCCAGCCACCGACCCCACCACCGACCCAGCCACAGACCGAGGCACCGACCCAGCCACAGACCGAGCCACCGACCCAGCCACAGACCGAGCCACCGACCCUGCCACAGACCCAGCCACUGACCCAGCCACCGACCACACCACCGACCCAGCCACCGACCCAGCCACCGACCACACCACCGACCCAGCCACCGACCCAGCCUCCGACCACACCACCGACGCAGCCACCGACCCAGCCACCGACCCAGCCACCGACCCUGCCACAGACCCAAUCAAGAAGAAGAUGCGCACAUUAGUCUUCCUAAGACAAAGUUAA